This is a messenger RNA of Anoplopoma fimbria (sablefish), 726 nucleotides long. RefSeq names its product transmembrane protein 235b (gene tmem235b). The transcript is spliced from 4 exons. Gene Ontology annotation, cellular component: apical plasma membrane. The coding region runs from base 1 to 726 and encodes 241 amino acids. NCBI's taxonomy places the organism in Eukaryota, Metazoa, Chordata, Actinopteri, Perciformes, Anoplopomatidae. The record is from RefSeq and is a predicted model, not a curated record.
AUGAAGGUUACCUUUGGCUCUCUGGUGAUCACAGCCGGCGUCUGCGGGAUUCUGAGUUUCGCCUUUUUGGCGACUUCCCUCGGAACCGAGUAUUGGUACGUAAUCGAGAAUAUUAGCGACUUUGAGGACGCGAGCUACCACUCGGGACUGUGGAGCACCAACGAAGGUGUGAAGAACAACGCAGACGCUGUUGAGUCUUUCACAGCUGACUACUCCGGGCAGUCUGAGACUCAGCUGCACAUGCUGAGCAUGCACAAUGCAAUAGUGGUGGUGCUUUCCCUGAGCCUGGUCCUGCUGCUGUUUGGUGGGAUUGGCGGAUUGGUCAGCUCCCUGGCUCGAAGCCCCGUCCUCCUCACCGGCACAGCAUCCUACUUCUUCAUCUGCAGUCUGCUGACCCUGUGUGGUGUGAGUCUCUACAUCAUCUACUCGUACCAGGCCCUGGCUGAGACGGAGAGGCUGGUGGGGCCGGAGGGUCUGGCCUAUAUUCGCACCUCCUUCGGCUGGUCUCUGGGUCUGGCCUGGCUCUCUUGCAGCCUGGAGCUCCUCACCAGCAUGCUGCUGCUCGUGGCUGCAAGAAUGGCUAAGCUGCAGCAGAGCAGUCUCACCAUGACCCGACACGAGACUCCACCGUGGAUCCAACACAUUCAGGAAGGAGGAUUGAACUGUACUGAACUGCAUGUGUUGCUGGCAUGUGGUUCUGCCUUAGAACAAGGUAACAAACAAUAA